AUGGAUCCGGGAUACUAUAAGGUGACCGAGGGUAGCCUGAAGAUGGAAAGCAACGAAGAAUAUCGCAAGUUAAUCGGUUGCCUGCUAUACCUGUCUGUCAACAGCCGUCCAGAUGUCGCAGCGGCAGUUGGAAUAUUGAGCCGGAAAGUUAGUUGCCCAUCGGUGACGGACUGGACCGAAGCCAAACGUAUUGUACGCUACCUGCUACACACGCUUGACUACGGAUUGACGCUUGGAAGGGGUGAUUGUGAGCUACUGUUGUCAGGAUAUUGCGAUGCGGAUUGGGCUGGUGACAGCACUGACCGUAAAUCCUGUACCGGUUACAUGUUGAGUAACCCCCAAGUAACCGUGACUUGGGUGAGCCGGAAGCAGAGCUGUGUGGCCAUGUCUACCAUGGAGGCCGAAUAUGUGGCCCUCUCAGAGGCUACGCAAGAGGUUGUUUGGUUGCGGCGUUUGCUAACUGAACUGAACGAGAAUCAACGGCGGCCGACAGUUAUUUUCGAAGAUAACAAGAGUUGCCUAGAUUUCGUCGCAUUGGAUCAGUAG
Molecule: messenger RNA, 546 nt
Organism: Ochlerotatus camptorhynchus
Lineage: Eukaryota; Metazoa; Arthropoda; Insecta; Diptera; Culicidae
Exons: 1
Coding region: 1-546 (181 amino acids)
Source: RefSeq, a predicted model, not a curated record